GAAAAAGUUUGUGAACUAUGUGUACGCGAAAGUUGACAAUUUGCUUGUACUUUUAUACAUUUGUUGUGUUGUACUCAAUAUGUGUCAAAGGUUUAUUAUUCAACCUUUCAAGCAUGAAUUUUUCUGCUGGUAUUUCCGGAAGCGCCGAGAGGAUUCCAAAUGCAAUGCAGGAGCUUAAAAUGAUGUAUUAUAAUGGAUCUUCAAAUGCAACUUCAUCAUACAAUUAUACAUUUGAGCAGUCAAGGGAACUAAUGAAAUACAUGAACAUAAGCAAACCAUCAGUCCUUUACAUUCAUGGAUAUGAAGAACAUCCGUUAAAUGAAAGUAUUCAAACUGUAGUAUCAGCGUAUUUGCAAAGAGGAUCAGACAAUAUUAUCGUAUUAGAUUGGAGUUCCUUUGCAUUUGGAAAUUACAUCUCUGUAGCGACACGCACCAAAGAUAUUGCAAGAUAUACUUCAGAUACGAUUCUUGACUUGGUGAAAGCUGGAAUGAAGAAUGACAGUUUACACGUCGUAGGCCAUUCAUUAGGAGCUCACAUAGCGGGUUUCAUGGGGCAAUAUCUUAAUUUCACAAUAUCCAGAGUUACAGGCCUUGACCCAGCGAAUCCUUUGUUCUAUCAAUUCAAUACCGACCAUAUAAACGAAAAAAGUGGUCAACUCGUGGAUAUAAUUCACACGGAUGGUGGAUUUUACGGAGCAUAUCCUCCCACCGGAAGUCUUGACUUUUUCGCAAACGGUGGAAGUAGACCGCAGCCGGGAUGCCAGCUUUUUGGAGUACCACUUUCACCGAGAGGUCUCUGCAGCCAUUGGAGAUCCUGGCGUUUUUACGCGGAGUCCGUUGUAAACAAUACAGCUUUUCCGGCCGUACGAUGUAACUCGUACAAAUCAUUCCGGCUAGGUGGCUGUAGCAAUAACGAAAUAGUUUAUUUUGGCUACGCUAUGACAAAAAACGUUUCGUCAGGAAAUUACUACUUUUUAACAAAUGAUAAAUAUCCUUUCGGGAGAGGACUGGACGGAGUUAGAAGAAAUUAGUAGUAGGCAAUAUGCGACG
Molecule: messenger RNA, 1050 nt
Organism: Phymastichus coffea
Lineage: Eukaryota; Metazoa; Arthropoda; Insecta; Hymenoptera; Eulophidae
Product: lipase member H-B-like
Exons: 7
Coding region: 18-1031 (337 amino acids)
Molecular function (GO): lipase activity
Source: RefSeq, a predicted model, not a curated record